AUGUCUGCCCAACUAUGCAUUCGAUCUGCGCGUGGCUCCUCAAUCCUGCGCCUUGGAGGUCUACAAUCGCACCACAUCAACCGACCCUUCGUACAGCGACUGCAUCUCGUUCCUCGGUCUUUGCACAGCCUGUCCAGUUCUAGGAAAAUACGACUGAGCCUAAGCUCAUUCCAAUCAUCAUGUUCUCUUCAAUCAUCGCUUGUCAAACCCACAGUGAGGACCUACGCCGACCGAAAAGGAUCCACAGGCAAAGCCGAAGCCGAUAUCCUGGUCGAGGAACUACAAGAGCUAUACGAAGUCGCAAAAGACGAGUUUGAAAUUGCUACCGAGAGCACUGACUCGUCUACCAUCUAUGCUGCUUCAGACCGCGAAUCUGCCCGCGAUGCUCUCAACCAGCUGUCCGAGGUGUACGGCCUUUACAUUACUCGUCCUGGGGAAGUCGAGAAUGAGACAGAGACGUCGGAGGAGAGUCCUACUGUCGAGACCCAAUCUAAUCCGGCAGAGGUCCCACAGGAGGUUAGGGAUGAAGUACGUCGGCGGGUCGGACAUCGGAUUCGGGAGUUGAAGAAUGCUGUUGAGGCGCUCGAGGAGAGGGCUACCGAAGAUUGA
Messenger RNA from Penicillium roqueforti, 609 nucleotides. RefSeq lists its product as uncharacterized. The record is from RefSeq and is a predicted model, not a curated record. The coding region runs from base 1 to 609 and encodes 202 amino acids. Lineage: Eukaryota; Fungi; Ascomycota; Eurotiomycetes; Eurotiales; Aspergillaceae. The transcript has a single exon.